Molecule: messenger RNA, 2544 nt
Organism: Leptosia nina
Lineage: Eukaryota; Metazoa; Arthropoda; Insecta; Lepidoptera; Pieridae
Source: the annotation of a GenBank genome assembly
AUGGGAAACACCGAAAGUAACGUCACUAGUGGGGUGAAGAAGCAAGCUGGGACAUCAACUCAAAAGUUGUAUAAACUCAUCGACUUGAAGGGUGGCGGUCUCCUGGUCGACAUGAUGAAACGCGCCGUUCAAAACAAGCAGUAUGCAGAGAUAGACCACGCCAUAAAAACAAAGGUGGAACCGUUCCUUUACAAUAGAGGCAAAGGCCGAUACAUACCGAUAUCGCAUCUAGUGCUUCUUCGGAAUAAAGAACGACCGAGGCAUAAAUUGCUGCCCCCUUUGAGAGGUAUGGAAAAUCCUGACGAAGAAUUCGAUAUAGAGAAGGAUUGGCCCGCUGUAACCCAAGAAGAGUACGAUAACAAUCCCUCUGGCUUUAGAGAACUCUGUUGGGACUUAAAGGAGCGUGGGGCAGUGGGAGAGACCAUCCUGCAUCUCUGCUUAUUAAAUGCCACUUCUUUACUGGCGGAUUUGGCGAAGAGGCUUUUGCGCUUCUAUCCGAAGAUGAUCAACGAUAUUUACAUGGGUGACGAAUAUUAUGGAGAAAGCGUUCUUCACAUGACAAUAGUUAACGAAGAUCCAACAAUGGUGAAAUUCUUACUGGACGCUGGUGCUGACUAUCAUGAGCGCUGCUUUGGCAACUUCAUGUGUCCUGAAGACCAAAAGGCUUCCAGAUCUGAUUCUUCGGACCAUGAAUGGGUCAAUGUUCAACCGGAUACUAAUUACGAAGGUUACGUCUACUGGGGAGAGUACCCAUUAAGUUUUGCCGCAUGUUUGGCUCAAGAAGAGAGCUACAGAUUAAUUUUGGCGCGAGGAGCUGAUCCAGACAAACAGGAUACGAAUGGAAAUACCGUACUCCACAUGCUUGUUAUUUACGACAAAGUGAACACUUUUGAUAUGGCCUACGAAGUCGGUGCUUCUCUUAACAUCAGAAAUGUAAGAAAUUUGACACCGUUGACUUUAGCUGCCAAAUUAGCGAGGACAGAGCUCUUCUUCCAUAUCCUCAACAUAGAGAGGGAAAUCUACUGGCAGAUAGGAGCCACCACUUGCGCUGCCUAUCCCCUGGGCCAGGUCGAUACCAUUGAUACGCAGACAGGACUUAUAAGCAAAGAUUCUGCUCUUAAUUUAGUUGUAUUUGGAGAAAAAGAUGAACAUUUAGAAUUACUAGAAGGCAUGCUGAUAGAUUUAUUGAAGACGAAAUGGAAUACGUUCGUGAAGUUUCGAUUCUACCGUCAAUUCAUUCUAUUCGCGUGCUACUUCGUAGUAUCCUUAGUUUGCUUCACACUAAGACCUGGACCAUCUGAUCAUACUACUAAUUCUACUCUGACAAAUAUGACUUCUACUGGAUUGGUCAAUGUUAUUAACGAUACUGAAAUCAACGACGGCGAUAAGUCAGCAAACUGUAUACUAGCUUAUAACAUAACGGAAAAAAUAGGAGUGGAAAUCUUAAACGCAACGAAGGAAAAUGCAAACCGUUGCGGCCAAUUUAAAAGCCACCCGAAAGAGAAAGACAAACUGUCGCCGAAAGAGACGAAUAUGGAGGGGUGGUGGGAGGAUCUCACUGAGGAAUGCAGGUUAAUGAACUUUGACUCAUCGCAAGCAAAGGUCCGCAUAUGCACCGAGUUGAUGCUAUGGGUUGGGGCACUGAUUUACAUCGGCGCCGCACUGAGGGAAGCCAGAUUUUUGGGACUGAAAAUGUUCUUCGAAAACCUGAGUACGGUGCCAUCUCGGGUGAUGUUCCUAUUCUCGUGUCUUCUCAUGGUGGUAUUGCCAUCUUUGCGCUUGUGGUGCGCGGAUGAGGCAGAAGAUCACCUUGCAGUUAUCAUCAUGCUUACCACGGCACCAUAUUUCUUGUUUUUCUGCCGGGGUUUCAAAACAGUGGGACCGUUCGUGGUGAUGAUAUAUAGAAUGGUGAUGGGGGAUCUAUUGCGAUUCGUUUGUAUUUACCUCGUGUUUGUCAUGGGUUUCUCACAGGCAUAUUACAUUAUUUUUCUGUCGUUCGACAAUCCGAACACCCCAGACGGAGUUGACGAUUCCGUGUCGAAUCCAAUGCCUUCGCCCAUGGAGAGCAUCAUGGCCAUGUUUCUAAUGUCCCUUACUUCUUUCUCGGAUUACUUCAGCGCCUUCGACAGGACCGCUCAUGAGGUUGAGGCGAAGCUUCUCUUCGUAAUAUAUAUGAUCCUAGUAGCGGUACUACUCGUAAACAUGUUGAUCGCUAUGAUGGGAAAUACGUAUCAGAAGAUAGCCGAGACGAGAAACGAGUGGCAGAGACAGUGGGCGAGGAUAGUGCUGGUGGUGGAGAGAGGGGUUCCACCUGCGCAACGCUUAAAGCAACUGAUGACGUAUAGCCAGCCAAUGGCUAGUGGGAAACGAGCGCUUGUGUUGAGGAUAAAUCAGAAAGACGAAGAUAAAGAGGAGAUGAAGGAAAUAUUGGAGAUGAAACGUACGCACCAACGCAUCGUCGCAAAGAGGAAGCAACGCGAGCUGGACACGAAGAACGGUAGACCUGCUGCCCCGGUCGUCAGAAACUAUCCUCUCAGGAAGUGA